Molecule: messenger RNA, 1633 nt
Organism: Prosopis cineraria
Lineage: Eukaryota; Viridiplantae; Streptophyta; Magnoliopsida; Fabales; Fabaceae
Exons: 5
Coding region: 425-1462 (345 amino acids)
Source: RefSeq, a predicted model, not a curated record
AAUAAAUCUCCAUCCAUGGAGUAGGGAAAACUGAGUCUCUCUGCUCAUGGACGCAAGAAAAGCGAGGAUCUUCAUUGAGUUCAGCCAUGUCCGCUCGCGGCCGUACGAAGACAAAAUCUCUGCCCACAGACGUAAUCAACACGAAGAAGACCAUCCACAGGAAGCUCGUCAGUGCGCAGAAACUACAUGAGGGAAAUUCCAUCGCGUGCGGACAUCUUAAGGCUCGAUGUUUCACCAUGCCCACUUGCCCAGAGGAGCUCGUGGAAAUGCAACCUUCAUCAUUCGAUCACGCCAGGACAUGGAGAAGAGGAAUUCGACAGCAAAUGGAUGUGAAGAAAAAUAGGUGGCAGAAGCUUUAUCUAAAAUCCAAAUUUUAGAUACAGUGCUCGCGGGUAGAGAAGAAUGCGAAGAGCCAGACUGAGAAAUGCAAGAGACCAGACACCAGAAAGCUCACCUUCAAGAUUUCGCUCAUCGCAACAUCAUCGACCAUAGGGUUCUCAACCUAUCUGAAUCUCACUUACCUUUUUCUUCUUCUUCAAGACCCUUCCCCAGAAGAAUUCUGCAUCCAGGUGGCUAUGCUGGACAACAUGUUCACCUUCUUCCUGAAUCUCCCUCGCCCAUUUGCAGCCAUCCCUUAAAGAUUUCAUCUUCCGACUCAGACACCUUCUACUCUGACAUUGCUUCCCAUUUCCCCUCUCCAAGAAACCAGAGCUUUGGAACAUCCUGCAACGAGGACAAUAACUGUUCCUCAUGCUACUGUGAAAUAGAAGAGUGGUUGGAGCACGCAAACAAAUUUUGCAGACCUUUUAACUUUAAUGCCAGAUAUCAUUUAUCAUCAGAUACUGGUGAUAGUUUGGAUCAAAAUGGAAGAAGCCCAGAAGUCAAAUUGAGCAUAUCAUCGAUAUGCAAAAAGUUUCUUGAUCAUGAACUUUACAGCAACACACAACCUUCAGCUAAUGAGAGUACUGUUUAUGGAAGUCAAAGUUGUCUUGCCUGCAUAAACAGCGUGUAUGGAACAUCAAAAUCUGAAAGAGAUCAGGGACAAAGAAAGUUGUUGAGCAGGCCCAAACCUUAUAAAGCCUACUUGAAUGAAAUCGAAAUGCAGAAGCUGGAAACUGAAAGAGAUUCGUGGAAGAGAGCCAGACAUCUUGAGCUGUUGGAAAGGAUGAGAAGGAAGGAAGCUGCUAUAGAUGACUGGGAAUUGCAGAAAACCAGGAUAGCUGUGGAAAAAAUGAAGAAACUUCAGCAAAAUCUUCAGAACAAGUUGGAGACAAAACAGCUUGAGGUUGCGUCCAAAACCCAGAAGAAACUAUGCUUGCUGAAGCAAAAAGCAGAAAAAAAACAGAAGAGAGAUUUGAGGCGAACAACAAUAGAGAAGAUCUCAACUACUACAAAUGUCUCUGGAACACACACUUGCAGUUGCAGAGGAUUCACAUGUCUCAAACUUGGAUCAUUCUGUUAAAUUCAUUAUGUAUUACUUAGGUAUGACCAAAAGAAAAAAAACUAUACAUAUAGAUCUAUCAUCCACAAGGAGAUGCGGAUUAUCGGCGCGGCAAAAUUGUGUUUUUUUUCUUAUGAGUACGUUACAGUUUAGGUAAACCAGGAAAAACACUGUCAGAGAUAUUAAUUUGUA